ACUGCCUUAUCUGCGCGGAGUGAAGUGAGCAGUAGCCUGAAAUUAGUUUGCAUUGCUGUGUGAUUAUUUCGUAUCUCUGUUUCACGUUUGGGCGAGUUUAUUGUGAUGGUUUCACCUGUGUUAAUGACGUGUUCAAGAAGAAGUGUGCACAGUUGCGUUUACGUUUAAUGUUCGGACAUUAGUUAAUACAUCUGUUGUAUAUUUUGUGAUUCAUGACUUCGUUCCGCUGACUGCUUUGCUUUGAGAUUACGCCGUGUUGCCAAGAAUUGAGACCUAAAGAAGGUUUCACCGUUUACAAAUGGCACCAUCGAAGGGCGCAGGAUAUAAAGCAAAUGUGAUACUAAGCUGGACGACUCUACACUUUGCCGAGGAAACAGAGUCGUGGGAAAGCGUAGAGAUAUUGCUCAAUGGAGGAUCUUCAACUCGUGACCUGUUCACAACGAAAAGGAAGCUCAAAGAUCCAUUGCGGGCGCCUUCCGUUGUGAAAGAGAUAUGUCGCCGCGGGUGUUUGCAACUGCUCAGGUUCGCGCUAUCAGAGAACCCAGAUUUGGUUCACACAAAGCUGGAGAUGAGCCGCACCCUCCUUCACGUGGCAGCACAGUCUGGAUCGUCAGUGGCUGUGCGGUGCCUCCUAGACUACCCGGUCGAUGUGAAUGCCAGUGAUGGUCGGGGUGUGACCCCCUUGCAUGAAGCAGCUGCCCACUGCGAUGCCCACGUGCUGAUGCUGCUGCUCAAGGCGGGGGCCAACGCCCAGGCCAGGGAUAUUGACGGCAGAACCGCUCUUCACUAUGCAGCCAGUGGCGGCUCAGCCUCCGGUAUCCGGAUCCUCUUGGCGGAGGGCCUGACUCCAGACGUUGAGAGCGCCAACGGUUGCUCGCCACUGCACGAGGCUGCCUCUAGCUCUAACCACCACUGUGUCCAGCUGCUACUGAAUGCUGGCGCCGACUUGCACAUGACGACAAAUGCAGGCUGGACAGCGCUGCACUGGGCUGCCAACAAGGGAACCGUCCGCUCUCUAAGGAUGCUACUCGAAGCUGGUAUCCAACCAGGAGUCAGAACGCAUCAGGAUGAAACUCCGCUCCAUCUAGCAGCAGAGCGCGGGCACUCAGAUAUGGUGACACAUCUGGUGAAUUACGGAGCAGAUGUAGAAGCUUUGGACAGCGCUGGUAGGACACCAGCUAAACGAGCCUCAGACCACGUUCAGAAGCAGCAGCAGGAGGAGGCUGCGGCUGCUGCAUCCGUUAAAGCUGCUGCAGCUAAAAAGGUGGAAGAAACUAAGCAACACAGACGUCAGAGGGAAACUGGCCAGAAUUUGGCCGCACCAGCUUCUGAGGAAACCAACACUGAGCUGCAUUCUAAUGUGCCUCACUCUGAUGUUGUACAAGUAGAUGAUUCCCAGUUAUAUUACGAUGAAGUGGAGGGCAGUGAAUACAGUUUCCAAUCUGAAUCGGAAAUAAGUGGGCAGGUAUAUUCUGAUAAUGGCAGUGACUUCGAGGAGGAAAAUUAUUCAUCAGAAACUGCUUCAGUAGGAGCCCCUGCUUCCAAUAAACCACCACCUUUGCUUUCUGUAGAAACAAACAUUGGGCAGUAUGGUAAUCAAAACCGUGGACGUUACCAGAGAGGAAAAUAUCGUGGAAGAGGGCGUGGCAAUUUCAGAGGUCACAAAUCAGGUUCGAGGGGUGGUGGACCUGUACAGUCCCAGGAAGGAAAAUCAGAGCACACACCAGAAUAUAAGCUGUCCUCAGGUAAAGCACAAAAUGCUGGGUAUGUACAGCAGGGGGAACAUCGCCACCGUCAGCGCCAUCGUCAUCACCAUGCAAAGGAAGGGGAGGUCAAAAGGGAAUAUAAUAACCAAAGUAGCUCCAGUGAUAAUAGGAGAAAGGAACACUUCACAUACACAGCAGGUGAGGACACCAAAAUGAAGCAUCCUGUCAGCAAAGAUAGACAGAAACAGCCAAGUGACGAAAGAUAUGUGCCCCAGAAUACGGUUCCAAAUACUGGAACAAGAAACUCACAAAGGCGUGAGGCCUAUGGUUCCACCGACCAGAUAAAUCGUCAGGGAAAUAGAAGUGGCGGCACUUUCUUGGAUGAAUUAAGGUAUUUGCAAGAAAAACUCGCUUCUGUCGACGCUGGAACUACCCAAUCGCCGAAGCCUGUACCACCUCCAAAACCUAAACCACCUCCAAGGCCACAACUAUAAAUACUAGUAGCACAGUGGCCUUAUUUGUUAAGUGUUACGACCUUCUUGUCGAUCAUUUUCUCAUCGAAAAGCUGCAGAGUUUAUCAGAUUCUGUUUUUGGCUGUAUGAUGUAAUGUUUUGCUGAGAAUUUGAACAUAAAAUAGUUUGUAUUUAGUACAAACACUUAAGUUGUCAGGUUGUACAUGUCAGGUAACCUUUUAAUGGCCGUCUCUUUACCUCCUGUUCAAUUGCUCAUCCAGUAUUGUUGAAUCUUGCUCUGUUUCCUACUGCCCUGUUGCACAGAUUAGGUGGACGAUGCCAUCAAGAUCGCAACAUUAUUGCUUCAAUGUGUGCCUUCAGUAAGAGUUUCAAGACUGUCGUUUUUUACUGUUGUAAAUGUUAAAUAUAUUUGUGUGAUAAUAAAUUAAAUUGUUUACCAUUA
Messenger RNA from Schistocerca nitens (vagrant locust), 2621 nucleotides. Its product is annotated as inversin-like. Lineage: Eukaryota; Metazoa; Arthropoda; Insecta; Orthoptera; Acrididae. The record is from RefSeq and is a predicted model, not a curated record. The transcript is spliced from 3 exons. The coding region runs from base 299 to 2200 and encodes 633 amino acids. Gene Ontology annotation, molecular function: protein binding.